AUGGGUAUCUGGGACACCAUCACCGACCUCGCCGAGGCCGCCAUGCCGUGGGCCACCGUCGAGGCCGAGGCUCCUGCCGCCGAAGAGGAGGAGACCCCCGCCGAGGAGACCAAGGACGACGAGGAGGAGGAGGAAGAGGAGGAGGAGGAAGAGGAGGACGAUGACGAGGUCGUCGACCCCAAGGACACCAUCGAGGAAGCGUGCAAGGAGUCCAAGGCUUGCGCACCGGCCAAGCACCACUACGACGAGUGCGUCGAGCGCGUCACGGCGGCCGCCGACUCCGAGGACGGUGCCCAGGAGGACUGCGUUGAGGAGUUCUUCCACCUCGCCCACUGCGCCACCCAAUGCGCCGCCCCCAAGCUCUGGGCCCAGCUCAAGUAA
This is a messenger RNA of Colletotrichum aenigma, 381 nucleotides long. RefSeq names its product Cytochrome b-c1 complex subunit 6 (gene qcr6). The transcript is spliced from 4 exons. The record is from RefSeq and is a predicted model, not a curated record. NCBI's taxonomy places the organism in Eukaryota, Fungi, Ascomycota, Sordariomycetes, Glomerellales, Glomerellaceae. Bases 1 to 381 code for a protein of 126 amino acids. Gene Ontology annotation, biological process: mitochondrial electron transport, ubiquinol to cytochrome c.